AUGCGCGGUGGAGAAGCACCAAUGACGAAGUACGUGCUUAUUCACGCUGGUAGAGCCGCUGCUAAGGACAACAGUAAUCCUUAUCCUCAUGAAGCGUUUCUUGUAUGUGUAGACCGUGACACAAUUGAGUCAAUUAGAUUAAAGGAGCCAGCAGUGAAUACAACGCUGAAUUCAACUGCAGACGAUGUCAAGGGCAUAACAUGGGUAUGCUUUUUGGAGGAGAUGGAUGGUGGUUGGAGGCGAAUGGCUGGUCUCUCUGAUGUCGACCAUAAUGGGAUUCGUCAUGAUAGCCGUCUACCACCAACACCGCUAGUUGCGAAGGCUGAAGCGAUGGAGAAGAAGUGUCGAUUUGUUUAUAGAAUCGUGAAGAGCCUCAGCUAG
Molecule: messenger RNA, 381 nt
Organism: Strongylus vulgaris
Lineage: Eukaryota; Metazoa; Nematoda; Chromadorea; Rhabditida; Strongylidae
Source: the annotation of a GenBank genome assembly